GAAGAGGAGAGGCUUGGACAGUUUGAACGGUCGUUGAGGUCAAACCAGUCAGCACAGGCCCCCACCAACCUUCCCCAAUGCAACCCCCAACUGCAGCCCACCCCAAGGCCCCCGCCUCCACCCCCGGCGGCGCCGCCACCUACACCACCAUACCCAUCUCCAUUUCCGACGUCAUCUCUCGGUCCGUCCACAACUUCUCCGCCACCAUCUCCCGCAACCGCCCCUGGCCCGAGUUCGUCGCCGCCGGCUCAUUCGACCGGCCCGGAUCCGUAUCCUCCGCGCUGGCCCGGAUCCACAAGAACUCCGUCUACUUCCGCGUCAACUACGCCGUCGUGAUCGCCUCGUGCGCCCUCGUGUCUCUGAUCGGGGCCCCUUUCUCUCUGAUCGUCUUCGCCUCCGUGCUCGCCCUCUGGCUGGUCUUCCAUUUCUUCAGGGAAGACCCGUUGAUGGUCUCGGGUCACCAAUUGAACGACCGGUUGAUACUGUGUGCCCUCGUCCUGGUGUCGCUGUCGGCGAUCUGGCUUGUGGGUCGUGUGGAGAAUCUGGUGAUCGGGAUCGGAGCCGGGUCUUUGCUCUGUGGGGUCCACGGGGUGCUGAGGAGCCCCAACGGGUUGUUUCUUGAUGAGAACGAAGCGGUCUAUCAAGGCCUCAUGGGGUCGCGGGUCGGGUCCGCGUCAUCAGCCGGAUUCGGGCACAGCGUGGAUCGUGGAGGUGUUGCGAAAACGGGACUUGGAGACUGUUUGAUCGAGUGAAAAUUGCUGAGAAUGAUCGAUUCCUGCGGGUCUUGACUGGUGGAGUGCGGUUGACUUUUUUGUUCUUGGUUUUGUUUGUGGUGGUUGGUUGGCACAAACCAGAAGUUUUGAGGUUGGUUUGAGGCAUGACUAGGUGUGGAUUUGAAGGGUUGUUUGUUCCCCCUAAGAAGGGUUUGACUUU
This is a messenger RNA of Rhodamnia argentea, 933 nucleotides long. Its product is annotated as PRA1 family protein G2. The coding region runs from base 78 to 752 and encodes 224 amino acids. Lineage: Eukaryota; Viridiplantae; Streptophyta; Magnoliopsida; Myrtales; Myrtaceae. Gene Ontology annotation, biological process: vesicle-mediated transport. Gene Ontology annotation, cellular component: endoplasmic reticulum; Golgi apparatus. The transcript has a single exon. The record is from RefSeq and is a predicted model, not a curated record.